This is a messenger RNA of Arabidopsis lyrata subsp. lyrata, 841 nucleotides long. RefSeq lists its product as uncharacterized. The transcript is spliced from 5 exons. Bases 30 to 548 code for a protein of 172 amino acids. The record is from RefSeq and is a predicted model, not a curated record. Lineage: Eukaryota; Viridiplantae; Streptophyta; Magnoliopsida; Brassicales; Brassicaceae.
GUUCUUGCUUGCAGCUGCGGAAACAAGUCAUGAGAUUACGAUCCCUGAUCAGGAGGAUGACUGGUAGAGACGACGAUGUGAGCUUCACUGAGCUGCAAGAACUUACAAGUCAUCUCGAGAAUGUCCAGCGCAUUGUGGAGGACCAUAUGAAGAAGAAUAAAGCUGAGGAUGUUGCUACGAGUAUUCCGGUUCCCUCUACUAGCAGCUCUGAACAAAGAGAGGAUAAAGAACUGCUGAAAAUGGAGAGGGAAUUCGAGAGACGAAAAUCUGAAUCCUUGCAGAGCGAGUUCGAGAGAUUAAGGAUUUACAACGAGAGAAUGAACGGUAGAGGUAUCGAGAGUAUGAGCUGCUACCAUGACGUGGUCCAGCUUGAUUCUCAGAUAACUUACGCUUUGAUGAGUUUAUCGGAGCAAAUGACAAGACCACUAGAGGAACAACUUUGCAAGGCAGAGCUGGGCAAGCAUGUAGUGAAGAUUUAUGGUAAGCCUAUUACUGAUGAGAACAAGGAACUGAGGAGAUCUGUUCGUUUGGCCAAGAAAAAGGAAUGAGGAGAAAGUCUCUCACUAAGUGGCUUGGGUGCUUCUAUCUUGACAGAGAGUCUUCUAUUUGCUUAUUAUGGGAGUUGAUGUCGUUUUUAUGUUAGCAUUAGACCAACUUUAGGUUUGUGUAUCUUUAUGACAUUAAUAUCAAAUCUUUCAUUUCUCGCCUCUUUAAAUAAAUGUCAUGGAUGUGUGUAGAAUCUAGAUCAUCGAAUCGUUGUCUGAGAGCACCUUUUGGCGAAUUAUUCCCACCGCCUUUUUAGCCGUAAAAUUUAAUAAUUAGCUUUGGAUGUUUGUGUCUC